This is a messenger RNA of Chanos chanos (milkfish), 1140 nucleotides long. Its product is annotated as beta-1,4-galactosyltransferase 3. Gene Ontology annotation, molecular function: galactosyltransferase activity. The record is from RefSeq and is a predicted model, not a curated record. NCBI's taxonomy places the organism in Eukaryota, Metazoa, Chordata, Actinopteri, Gonorynchiformes, Chanidae. The coding region runs from base 1 to 1140 and encodes 379 amino acids. Gene Ontology annotation, biological process: carbohydrate metabolic process. Gene Ontology annotation, cellular component: Golgi apparatus. The transcript is spliced from 6 exons.
AUGCUAAGUCUACAGUCCAAGUGGCGCUACCUGGUCAUGUUUUUGGGUGUCCAGUUGGUUGUUAUGGCGCUUCUCUCUAGGGAGGGCUACCAUAAGAGGGUGACAUACUUUUUCCGGAUUUUCCGUAAAAUGGAGACCGGUGCAGGGCAGGCCGGCGGUAGCCAUGGGCGCAACCACACGGGCGUGGAUGUUUAUGCCAACCUCUCCCUGCUGACCAAAGCCCAGGGUAAAGAGGAUCUGGCUUACUGCCCCAAGACGUCUCCUCUCACAGUUGGACCAAUCCAUGUCAGUUUCCCCUCUGGGCUCACCCUUGAGCAGGUGGAACGUAAAAAUCCACUGGUGAUUCGUGGAGGGCGUUACAGACCACCGAACUGCGAGGCGCGGUACAAAACUGCCAUAAUUGUUCCCCACAGAAACAGGGAACACCACCUAAAAUACCUUCUCUAUUACCUUCAUCCCUUCCUUCAGCGGCAGCAGCUUAACUAUGGCAUCUACGUCAUCCAUCAGGCUGGUAAUUACACGUUUAAUCGGGCCAAGCUGAUGAACGUGGGAUUCCGUGAGGCCAUGCGCGAGGAAAGCUGGGACUGUCUGUUCUUCCACGAUGUGGAUCUCAUUCCUGAGGACGACCGCAACACCUAUACCUGUGACCCCAACCCCAAACACGCUGCCGUCGCCAUGGACAAGUUCGGCUACAAGUUGCCCUAUAAGAUGUAUUUUGGAGGGGUGUCAGCCCUGACCCCUGACCAGUACCUCAAAAUGAAUGGUUUCCCUAACAACUACUGGGGCUGGGGAGGUGAAGACGACGACAUUGGAGUGCGGGUGUCUCUGGGUGGAAUGGUGAUCACCCGACCAUCAUUGGCCGUUGGCCGAUACAAGAUGAUUAAACACAAGCUUGAUGAGGGCAAUGAGAUCAACCCACGCAGGUUCAACAUGUUGGCCAAAACGCGACAGACAUGGAAACUGGACGGUAUGAAUACUGUGGAUUAUGAGAUUAUCUCACGGCAGUACCAGCCACUUUUCACCAACAUCACUGUCAACAUCGGCACCGAGGCAGGCCUGCACCCCACUAAAGCUCCUGUCGCUAAGCUCCCUGACAACCCCCCCCAAAACCAACUCCUCAAAGAGCUCACAAAGUCCUAG